AUGGAUCCAAAUAACAGGAACAACAUGAAUUACGGGUACAAUGACCGUAACUACAACGGCAAUUCCAACAACCGUGCCUAUCCCACCACUCCCUCCGCGUUUCCCCAGCCCAUCUAUCAGUCUCAGGGGGCUCAGGACUAUGUCGAUCCCGCCAACCCAGCGUAUGCACCGGGAUACUUCAUGCCUCAACCCUACCCACCUCAGGUGCAGGCGCAGUAUGCCCAGCAGCAGCAACAACAGCAACAGCAGCAAUAUGCUCAGCAGCAAGCCUUGCAAUCGCCCCAACCCGCCUACCAACAACGCAUGGGCUACGCCAAUGACGGUACCAACGGCCUGGUUCAACAAUUUUCCAACCAGGACCUCAACGCAAACCGAGCAGGUUUCUUCAAUCGAGCUGGAUCGCCAGCUCAGCGGCCUCGCACCGCUGGUGGCUCUCCAGCCCAGGCCCCGGCCCAGGCUUCACACCUAAUUCCUCCAGUGCCCCGCAGCCCUCGACCCCCCCUCCGAGAAUGA
This is a messenger RNA of Penicillium nucicola, 513 nucleotides long. RefSeq lists its product as uncharacterized. The coding region runs from base 1 to 513 and encodes 170 amino acids. NCBI's taxonomy places the organism in Eukaryota, Fungi, Ascomycota, Eurotiomycetes, Eurotiales, Aspergillaceae. The transcript has a single exon. The record is from RefSeq and is a predicted model, not a curated record.